AUCGUUAUCAUUAAUUAAACCCGCAAUUAAAGACCAUAACUUAGAUGCUGAUUUGUCUAAUAAAUGUUAUAAUAAACGUGUUAUGUUGGUUUUUCAUUGCAUGGAAAUCUGAAUAAUGUUUCUGAAGAAGUUCCCAUAAGUUCAGACCUUAGUAAAACUACUGCAUUUAUUAUGGUUAGUAACUUAGUACAAUAUAGGAUACAAAUUUACUCAAAUCGUGACUUCCCUUUUCAAACUGGAAAACAUAUAUGGAGGGAAGAUUUUUUUUUUCCUUUACAAAAUGUUUUCCUUCCCAAUACCAAUACGUUGUACUCUAAAUUUUUGAUUCAAUGUAUAUUUGCAAGAUUUCUCUAGUUUGAAGGUCAAAGAAGAGGGCAAAAAAAAAUAAAAAAAUGCCAGCAGUUUGGUUUGCUUUAAAGAGAUCAUUGCAGUGCAGAUCAGAGAUAAAAGAUGUGCAUGAUCCAAGAACUGAUGGCAGAAAUUUAAGCAAGAUAUCGACGAAAAGGACGACAGUUAGGUCAGGUUGUUCAAGGUCAAUUGCAAAUCUGAAAGAUGUUAUACAUGGAAGUAAAAGGCAUAUGGAGAAGCCACCUUUGCAGAGUCCAAGAUCUAUUGGAAGCAGUGAGCUAUUGAAUCCAAUUACACAUGAAGUUGUGUUAAGCAAUUCAACUUGUGAACUCAAGAUUACUAGCUGUAAUUUCCAAGAUGGUAAUGGGAGUAUUAGUGGCAAUAGUGUUGAAAGUAUUUCUGCUUUUAUGGGUACAUUAAAACCAGGUACCCCUGGUCCUGGAGGACACCAUAUUGGAUCUUCAAGAAAAUAUAGAGGCUUUGGUAGCCCUAUAAGAAAAGGGUCACCUGUGAAUUUAUCAAGAAAAACGGGGGCUGGAUUUGGAGGUAUUGUUUCUAGGCCUAAGGCUUCUUCUGGUGCAGAUUCCCAUGGCUUGACUUGUCAUAAAUGUGGUGAGCAAUUUGCUAAGUGGGAAGCUGUUGAAGCACAUCAUCUCUCCAAACAUGCUGUGACAGAACUUGUUGAUGGGGAUUCUUCAAGGAAAAUUGUAGAGAUAAUAUGCAGAACUAGCUGUUCAAAGCCUGAAAACAAUUCAAAUGGGAUUGAGAGGAUCUUGAAGGUUCACAAUAUGCAGAAAGUACUAGCUCAAUUCGAGGAAUACCGCGAAUUAGUAAAAAUCAAAGCAAGCAAACUCGCCAAGAAACACCCUCGUUGCCUUGCAGAUGGGAAUGAACUAUUAAGAUUCUUUGGAACAACUGUUGAAUGUUAUCUUGGCAUCAAUGGCUCUUCUAGUUUAUGUGCAUCAGAAAAAUGCAAAGUUUGCAAGAUUCUAACGCAUGGAUUCUCAAUCAAGAAGGAAAUCAAUGGUGGGGUUGGUGUCUUUACCGCUUCCACAAGCGGAAGAGCAUUAGAAGCUAUUGAGGAAAAUGAUGAUAAUAUGCUAUGUUUGAGAAAGGCUCUAAUAGUAUGCAGAGUGAUUGCUGGUAGGGUGCAUAGACCUUUAGAAAAUGUUCGAGAAUUGAUUGGUCAAUCAGGAUUUGAUUCAUUGGCUGGAAAAGUAGGAGUCUACUCAAACAUUGAAGAACUCUAUUUGCUCAAUCCUAAAGCUUUGCUUCCUUGCUUUGUGGUGAUCUGCAAAUCAUAAAAAUAGAGCCAUUCUAUCACAAUUGAAGUUCUUAAUAUUUAGUUGAUUCCCUAUUUUUGGUAGUCGUUCUUAUUUUUAUUUUAUUCUGAUUAGAGAAAUGUUCUGUUUCUAACAAGUGUAAAUUUAUUCUUUUGCAUUGAGGUACAUGGGUUUCAA
Lycium barbarum (goji berry) is the source of this 1808-nucleotide messenger RNA. RefSeq lists its product as uncharacterized. NCBI's taxonomy places the organism in Eukaryota, Viridiplantae, Streptophyta, Magnoliopsida, Solanales, Solanaceae. The transcript is spliced from 2 exons. The record is from RefSeq and is a predicted model, not a curated record. The coding region runs from base 393 to 1652 and encodes 419 amino acids.